This is a messenger RNA of Hibiscus syriacus, 1694 nucleotides long. Its product is annotated as inner membrane protein PPF-1, chloroplastic-like. The record is from RefSeq and is a predicted model, not a curated record. Gene Ontology annotation, molecular function: membrane insertase activity. The transcript has 11 exons. Gene Ontology annotation, biological process: protein insertion into membrane; thylakoid membrane organization; protein localization to chloroplast. Lineage: Eukaryota; Viridiplantae; Streptophyta; Magnoliopsida; Malvales; Malvaceae. Bases 123 to 1484 code for a protein of 453 amino acids. Gene Ontology annotation, cellular component: chloroplast thylakoid membrane.
AAUAAUAAGGAUAACUCCAAAAAAAAAGUGUCUGCCAUAACCUCAUCUCAUCGCAAUUUCUCCCCCACUCAUGACUUUCUGAAAACUUUUUUCGUCAAAAAAUCUUUCAUCAAGCAAAAUCCAUGGCGAGGACUCUAAUUUCAUCACAUCCCUUCAUCGGCACUCCACUUCUAUCAUCAAAAAGCUUUCGCCGUGGUGGCCUGUAUACACUCCCUAACUCUAGACUUGCCUCCACCAGAAUCCGUCUAAGCUUCAACGAAAUCCCUCCGGUUACUUCACUUGAUUCUUCCGUCGAUUUCCAAGCACUUUUUACCAAAGCCGAGAGCCUCCUAUACACUAUCGCCGACGCUGCUGUUGCGGCGGAUCCAGCCGCCACCGCUGCCGGGUCCACUGACGCUGCCGCGCAGAAAAAUGGUGGUUGGUUCGGCUUCAUCGCUGAAUCAAUGGAAUUUGUUCUCAAGGUGUUGAAAGACGGAUUAUCGGCAUUACACGUGCCUUACGCGUAUGGAUUUGCGAUUAUAUUACUCACGGUUGUAGUUAAGAUUGCUACAUUUCCUUUGACAAAGCAGCAGGUGGAAUCAACGCUAGCUAUGCAAAAUCUUCAACCAAAAAUAAAAGCUAUCCAACAAAGAUAUGCUGGAAAUCAGGAGAGAAUACAACUCGAAACUUCUCGCUUGUAUAGGCAGGCUGGGGUUAAUCCUUUGGCAGGUUGCUUCCCUACUUUAGCCACUAUUCCAGUCUGGAUAGGCCUGUAUCAAGCUCUUUCAAAUGUGGCAAAUGAGGGAUUGUUGACGGAAGGCUUCUUUUGGAUCCCUUCGUUGGGUGGGCCAACUACAAUUGCUGCUCGACAAAGUGGGUCUGGAAUUUCUUGGCUUAUUCCAUUUGUGGAUGGCCAUCCACCAUUGGGUUGGCAUGACACUGCUGCAUACCUUAUUUUACCUGUGCUUCUUGUCGUCAGUCAAUAUGUUUCAAUGGAGCUGAUGAAGCCGCCCCAGACGGAUCCAGCCCAAAAGAAUACACUUCUAGUUCUCAAGUUUCUUCCCCUUAUGAUUGGUUACUUUUCGUUAUCUGUUCCGUCAGGAUUAUCAAUUUACUGGUUUACAAACAAUGUCCUUAGCACUGCACAACAAGUGUGGUUACGCAAAUUAGGUGGUGCAAAACCUGUUGUUGAUGAGAGUGCUAGUGGAAUUAUUACCGCAGGACGUGCAAAACGUUCAGCCGCUGAGACAGAACGUCGCGGGGAUAGGUUCAGGCAAUUAAAAGAAGAAGAGAAGAAGAAGAAGAAAGUAAGCAAGGCUCUAUCAGCAGAUGAGGUUCAGGCUUUAGAUUCAGCAUCUGAUUCUGAUGGGGAGUCAGAUGAUGAGAUAAAGGACAAGGAUGGUGAGACUCUUGAAGAAGCAUAUGCUUCCAAUGAAAGCAAACAAGUCCCUAAUAAUUCGCAGCCGAGACGAAGCAAGAGAACUAAGCGGAAGCGUGCUGUAUAAGAAGAUUGUACACUGAAUUAUUUUAGCUUAGGGUGAGUUGUGCAUAUCUAAAGAAGUGUAUUAUUUUUAUGUAGUGGCAAUUUUGAUGUUGGCUCAUUCAAGAUAUUUUGCAAAAUCAUGAAAACAACUGUCUGAUUAAAAAAAACACCACUUCCAUGCUCCAGAAGGCCCGUAUUUUUCUAAUUUCAGUCGUUAUUCAGGUUGAGAAAA